GGUCUCAGUUCAAUAUAUCUAUGGUCUCAGUAUCCCUUCGGUCAUUUUAAAAGAAGAUUGAAUGAGAGGUGGUCGUAGAGCUACCCGGUCAAACGGAAUUUUGAUUUAUAGCAGCUUGAAUAAACAAAUCGUAGUGAAAAAAAUUCUGUACGGCUAGCAAUGAAUCACUUGUAGAACAAAAUUAAUCUCCCCCAAUUAUGAAUUCAUGUGUAUAAUGCCUAUGCAUACUAAUAUCUAUAUCGAAUAAUAAUUUUUUGCUCACACGUUACUAUCGCCACGAUAACUCAAUUAAUCGCUGUUGAAAUAUCAGCAAAGUGUGGUCCAGCAUUUAUUCGUAUCACAUACACACCUCGUGUUCAUAUGGUUUUCUUACUGCCGCCUGGCUGAAAUAUGCUUAUCAUCGUGUUCAGCCGUCGCAGACAACGCGGAUCUUGUAAGAUCAUCUAAUAAUUACCGGCCGUGAAGUUGUUACUUCACACUCAUCUAUUCGGAAGAUCGUCGAUGAUUUUUUAUUCCCUAAUAACUCAUAAAUUUCCAGCAUUCUAGGUGGGAAGUUUGCGCGUACAAGCGACGUAAAAAAAAAUAAUAAUUACAGCGAAAUCUUUUAUAAAUCAUCGGCUGUAAUACACUUGAUAUUUUUUACCGAUCAGUCCGAGAAUUUCGAAAAACAAAAAAUAUCACACCUAUGUACGAUCGUCGCGAAGUUGUCAAAUUGACGGUGAAUCGUUUUUAUCAAAUGGAGCGCGUUCAUUUCUCGACUAAAGUGCAAUUCAUUCGCUAACGUUAAAUAAUUCGUAAAAUUUAUUCAUCUGGCUACAGGUUGACUCGAUCCGAUCGACGUAAUGACUUCUAAACCCGUCGUAUGGCAUCCUGCGGUUCUCGUGCGACCCACGGAUAACAUUUUAUCGUCCGAAAUGGUUCGAUUGAAGCGCUUCGAGCCAUCUUACGAAAAGUCAGUUCAGCGGGUUAUCCAUGUAUAAAUAUUUAUUUUGCAGUUGGCGGUAAUUUUUUUUCUCGUUCAAUAUUUCAACGAAAUUGAAAGGAUUGACCCAGGCGCGUAAAAAUUCAUGCUCCAAUUUCUAUCGUCGAAUAAUUGUGGGAAAAAAAUCAUCUUCCAUCAAACAAACAAACAUACGUCAGCAGCUCGAACGAUUCUUUUCUCUGCCAUAAUUCGAACAUAAUGUAUCCGCAUAAAUGCCCAGAGGCAAAUUGCAGUUGAUCCGUCCGCGUUCACGGAUCUGCAAUAAGGAUAUGUUUUCCCCACUUAUGCACAUAUCGUGUAUCUUUCUUUUUUAACAUUGCUCUCCGAGCCAUUUUUGUUACAUUGAGGCGACAUGGCAUGGAAACGAAUUUCUGCUCUACUUUCCAGAGAAUCUCGGCAUAGCAUGACCAAAAUAAUCCAGAACGAGUACGCGCGAAUUUGGGAACGAGAUAGGAAAUUUUGGGCGAAUUUACAUCUGCCAGCUACCGGUACCAACGUCAAAAGGACCAACGUUCUCCUCUUGCGCAAAGUGGUCAAUACGAAUUUGCGAAAGAAACAAGAAUGUCCGGAGCAGUAUCGAAGCAAAGCUGAGUACAGACGCAAACUGAAACUCACGAAUCAGCGCGCUGAUCAUGCAGCUCGUAAGAUGAAUAAGAUUCAAUAAUCGGGCGACAAACUGUCAAACAAGUUUUAUGACGAUCGGUGUGUCGAUCGCAAUCAAAAUUAUUAGACUCGAGUGUUUGUAAAAAAAUUUUUGCCAACAUUUACAUGAUAAAGUCGAGGGAUUAGAUGUACCGAACGAAUGUACGAACAUGUUUUACAGCACAUUUCACCAAAAAUUUGAGUUGGUUUUUGGUUUUUUUUCCCAAAUAUUGACAGAGGUUUUUGAAUAUUUACGAACUAUGAAUAAUGCAUUCGGGCAAGUAUACAAUACGGCAUUUUAUUGCUUUUUCAAGUGGUCGAAUGUGAGAUAAAAGUCAAUCGAUAAUUGAAAAAGAGUAUCACGGUAUCAUCGAAGUGUAAGAUCUGGUCAUAACUGACACAGGCUCGACCCUUUCAAAACCUCAAUUUUAAAUCAAUCUUCAGACGGAAUUAUUAUCCGUACGGUGUAUACCUCGGUGUAUUCUGAAAAGAUAUUCUCUCGUCCUUAGCAAAGUGACAAAAGUCACGAAGAUCCGCUUGAAAACUAUACAUACUCAUAAACGUAUACAUGCAUCUACAGGGUUAUCCAUGAAGGCAUGUUAAACACUAAACAACUAAUCGCAUGUGGACCACUUUCACUUUUCCAUACAGCAGCAUCCAUUCAGACGAAUUCAACUCUUCGACUAGAUGAAACUGUAAGGCACAUAGUUA
This is a messenger RNA of Athalia rosae (coleseed sawfly), 2335 nucleotides long. RefSeq lists its product as uncharacterized. NCBI's taxonomy places the organism in Eukaryota, Metazoa, Arthropoda, Insecta, Hymenoptera, Athaliidae. The transcript has 2 exons. Bases 1335 to 1646 code for a protein of 103 amino acids. The record is from RefSeq and is a predicted model, not a curated record.